UUUCCUUCUCCUUUCACUCAGUUUCUCUGCUCCUCUCUGACCGACAGCUGCUCCGCGCUGCACCGCCCUGUUCACCGGGACACACAUCAAGCACACCGCACGAACAGGACCCGACCGGACCUCCUGCAGCUCGGAUCAGAGCAGGUCGGAGGUUACACUUUUGGACUGUUUUUUCCUGAUCGACAGCGGAGCUGCUGCUGCUGUGAGUCCGCAGGAGGAAGCUCGUCCAGCGCUGCUGCUCCGGAGGAUCCCCGGUCUGCCCAGCUCAUUCCAGAUCCGUGUGGGUCCAAGAUCUCUGGUCCUGUCUCACACUGUCGGAAGAUGGACAGCUGCCGUCUGUCCCUGCAGUAGGACAGUUAUGGACAUCCUGUUCCUUGCAGGCCGAGGACACGAAGAUCGAUCUAGACUCCAUGUUUGUCAUCAUGGCCUCGCUGAGUGGAAGCACACCGGUUGAGACGCUUCUGGCAGCGAUCCAUCUGGAGAGGUACCUGGACAUCUUCCGGCGAGCCAGUCUCCUAUUGGCUAGAGACUUCACCCACCUGGAUCAUGAAGCCUUGGUCAGUCUGGGUGUAACCGCCACCGGACACAGAAAGAGAAUCCUCCGCUUGAUUGGUCACAUCCAGAGGGCAGAAGAUCAUAGAGUCACUGAUCUUCCCCGUGACCGUUGUCAGUCAGUGACAGACAUUUGUUCAUCUGAUCAAGGUCGAGGCGCUGUGGCGCUUCGCCAGUCAGCAGGAUCUGCUACCUUCGAGGCAUUCAGGAACAGUUCAGCUCCAAACCUCGCUGCCAUGCUGACAAACUCUGAAAGUGUCAGGACGGCAGUGAAACCAGUUCCUAAACCCAGAACUGUCUUCAACCGCCGUAGGACUGCACCCAUCCACUUCUGUCCAACACCGGAGACUGUACCGCCUCCACCCAGGAGGCUUUCCCAGGAGUCUAUCUGUUUUGCUGCGUUAGAGGGUCUGACUUUGAGAGACACACCCACUACUGAGGACAGCAAGUCAGUCACUGACCUUCGACCUAGCCAGGGGGAAAGGACAAAACCCAUUCGCAGCUGGUCUUUGUCUGAUGCUGGAGGUGUGUUACCUCCUGUUCCCCCAAGGCUGAGGCUCCUCCCCUCAUCUUCACCUGGAAGGACUGAGCAGAACCAAGUUUCCGGUCAUGGUAGUCUGGACAACAGCGAGCAUUCUGGAUCCUCGCCAUCUGGCUCUCCCCGAGGAGGGACGAUGGAGAUGGUCUCUAACGAGAUCUACUGGGGCACUGUACCCAGUUCUACGGCCCCCAGUGGAGGGAAGAACUCCUGCAACCAACAGUCGGCACCUCCGACUCCACCCAGACAAACUCCUGAGAGGAACCGUGAGAAAAACCCUGAGAGAAACAGUGGCAGCACAUUAAGUAACAACUCUUCAGGAUCAACCCGAGCAGCUUCGACAGACGACCCUGAGGACGAGAUCAGUCCAUACUGUGAGACGGUCUUCCAAACUAGAGUACGCCCACAGAGCAGUGAGAGCGAAAGGAGCAGAGUGGAGGGACGAGAGGCGAGGAGAGACGAGGAGAAACCUGCAGAGGAUCAUGGUUGUCACCGGUUCUUGUGGACAAAGCGUUUGUCUCAGGUUCUUCACUCUGGAGACUCUCAGGGUUACAGCACCGUUGGAGAAGCUCCACCUGCCCCACACUGCCUCUCCCUGCCCCCCCACACCUUCCCCUUAGAGCCUGUUGAAGACCUGACCAUCUCUCCCUAUGCCACCUACACCUCCCUGACCGAGAGAGCACCGCCCAUCAUCAGCGGCUGGCUGGACAAGCUGUCUCCACAGGGGGCUCGGAGGCCAGCACUGGCUGUCCUGCUGUGUCUCCUCCUCUCUGCUCCUCCCCGUGUCUCCUCCCUUCUCAGGAGCUGCCUCUGCCUCAUCACCUUCUCCUUUUCCUCUUCUUCUUCUUCUUCUUCCACUCGGAACUAUGUCUUCCAGAAACGCUACGUCAAGUUUGACGGCAAAAAUUUGAUGUACUUUGGCAGUGAGAAGGAUGUCUACCCUAAAGGAGUGAUCCCAUUGGCUGCCAUCCAGAUGACCCGACCCUCCAAAGACAACAAGUUUGAAAUAGUGACGAGUCAGCGGAUCUUUGUGUUCAGGACUGACAAUGACGUGCUGAGGCGGCGCUGGGUGUCUACGCUGCAGGAACACGUGAGAGACCAGAUGGUUUUUGGGAGGCGGCGCUUUGGUCCCGGAUCUCACUGCCAGAAACAUGGAUUCCUUGAACUUAAAGGAACCAAAUCCAGAGUUUACGCCGCCAUCAACACAGACCAGAUCUGGCUUCACAAGAGUGAGCAGUGUUUUCGAAAUGGAAUCGGUAUCACGAUAAUUGAAGCUCGAGGAGCGACGAUCCGAGAUGGAAAACACAAGAGCUUUGACCUCAUUACUCUGUACAAAACCUUCAGCUUCACGGCAGAGUCAGAACGUGAGAAGCGGGACUGGAUGGAGGCGCUGCAGGAAUCCAUCGCAGAGACGCUGUCAGAUUACGAGGUAGCUGAGAAGAUCUGGUCCAACCGAUCCAACAGGAUGUGUGCCGACUGCAAGGCACUGAACCCCGACUGGGCCUCCAUCAAUCUGUGUGUCGUCAUCUGCAAGAACUGUGCAGGACAGCACAGAGGUCUGGGGACGAUGGUCUCCAAAGUUCAGAGUCUGAAACUGGACACCAGUGUUUGGAGCAACGAGAUCGUCCAGCUGUUCAUUAUGCUGGGGAACGACCGGGCCAAUGAUUUCUGGGCGGCUCGUCUGUCUCCUUCAGAGGAUCUGGACUGCGACGCUUCGCCUGAGCAGAGGAGGGAGUUCAUAACCCAGAAGUACCGAGAGGGUCGAUACCGGCUCCCCCACCCAUCGUUCUGCAGCCAGGAGGAGCUGCUCAAGGUCUUGUGUUCGGCUGUCUCUGAACAGACUCUUCUGAAAACUGUAACCCAGAUUUUCUUGGAGGCGGAGUCAGCUCGCCUCUCUGAUACCUCCAGCAGCUGCCAGCAGCCCCCACUUCUGGACUGUUGCCCCAGCUCAGAUCCCAGCGUGUACGAUGAGAUCAUGCAGCCUGUUCUCCACUCGGGUUACCUCUACAAGUCCGGCUCGGUCAACAGAGGAACACUGUCCAGAAAAGCACGAGAAGACUUUCAGAAGUUCUGGUGCUCGGUAGAUCAGUCUCUGCUGCUCUACGAGUCAGACCGAUCAGCCGAUCCUUGCAUGCAGAUCAACGUUAAAGAAAUUGUGUGUCUGGGAGUCAGUCGACCAGACUCCUCCAACACCAACAAUGGAUUCAUUGACAGGUUUCGUUACACUUUCGAGUUGUGUCUGACUUCAACGAAACUCUAUCAGUUUGGUUUGGAAACAGCUGACGCGCUUCACAGCUGGACCAAAGCCAUCGGAAAGGCUACAACGCCACUUAGCUGUCACUGCCUGCUGACCCGGGAGUUUGAGCGAGUCGGCCUCCUGCGGUACCGGGCCAUGCUAGACCCUCAGCAAUGGAAGGAGGCUUAUUUUGUCCUGCAGAAGUCCAACCUCUUCAUCUGCCCCCAAACCGACGGAGCUGCAGAGGAUAUCAUCAACCUGAACCGCCUGCAGGAGCUGAGUAUCACCUCUGAGGUCGAGAACCAGGAGAAGAAAGACAUCCUGGUGUUGGUUGAAAAGGGAAGGACUCUCCACCUGCAGGGCGUCAGCCGAACAGAUUUCUCUCUCUGGUACUCGGACAUCCAGCGGGCGGCUGGCGGAAAAGGAAACACCCUGAGAGAGCAGCAGCUGAGCCGAAAUGACAUCCCCAUCAUCGUGGACAGCUGCAUCGCUUUCAUCACGCAGUACGGUCUGGGCCAUGAGGGGAUCUACAGAAAAAACGGGGCCAAAUCCAGGAUCAAGCUGUUGAUGGAAGAGUUUCGUAAAGAUGCCCGAAACGUCAAAUUACGGAUUGGAGACCACUUCAUCGAGGAUGUGACUGACGUUCUGAAGAGGUUCUUUAGGGAGAUCGAUGACCCUGUCUUCAUGGCUGACCUCCACCCGCUGUGGCAGGAGGCUGCCAAAAUCUCCCAGAAGCGUCUGAGGUUAGACCGAUACAAAGAAAUCAUCUGGAGUCUUCCUCGAGUGAACAGGACAACUCUGGCUGCUCUCAUUAGUCACCUGUACAGGGUCCAGAAGUGUGCUGAUCUUAACCAGAUGUGCACCAAGAACCUCUCGCUGCUGUUCGCUCCGAGCCUGUUCCAGACCGAUGGGAAGGGGGAGCACGAGGUGAAGAUUGUAGAGGAUCUGAUAGACAACUACCUGUACGUCUUUGAUAUCGAUGAGGAGCAUCAGACUCAGAUUGAGCUGGAAAUCAGCCUGAUCACCACCUGGAAGGACACUCAGUUGUCUCAGGCCGGUGAUCUGAUCAUUGAAGUCUACCUGGAGAUGAAGAUGCCAGACUGCUGCAUAACUCUCAAAGUGUCUCCCACCAUGUGUGCUGAGGAGCUGACCAAUCAGGUUCUCUACAUGAGGAAUGUCCCGGCCGGAGACAAAGACGUCUGGAUGACGUUUGAGGCCAUCGAGGAUGGACAGCUGGAGCGUCCAUUACACCCCAAAGAGAAGGUCCUGGAACAGGCUCUGCAGUGGUGCAAGAUGACUGACCCGAGCUCUGCCUACCUGGUGGUGAAGAGAGUUCCUAAACGAGAAGGCAUCACUAUCCUCACCUCCUAUAAAAGUGAGAUCAUGAAGGUCGGACUCUUACGAUGUCGUGAAGAACCUCCAAAGCUCCUCCAGGGAACUAGGUUCCAGGAGAGAACAUUCCAGAUCCGGGACCACAAACUGCUGCUGCUCAAAGACAAGAAGAGCAUCAAACCAGAGAAGGAAUGGUCUCUGAAGUCCAUGAAGAUCUACAUCGGCAUUCGCAGAAAGCUGAAAGCUCCGACAAGGUGGGGAUUCACAGUGAUGUCAGAAAAACACCAGCUGUACCUGUGCUGCAGCCGUGAGGCUGAGCUGUGGGACUGGAUCACCAGCUUUCUCAAAGCUCAGAACGAGGACCCCGGGCCUCCGCUGCUAAGGCGUCACUCCUCCUCCGACAUCUCCAAGCAGAAGUUUGGCACAAUGCCACUCGUCCCCAUCAGAGGAGAUGAGAGCAACAGCAGCAUGCUGUCGGCCAAUCAGACGCUGAGGAAGCUACACGACAGGAGGACUCUCUCCAUGUACUUUCCCAUGAAGGUCCAGCCGGACUCAUUCGAGGAGCGUUCAGAGUCUCCUGGCCUCCCUGAGCCACUCUAUGAGGAGGUCGGAGACUUUGGUCUGCAGGUGCUCAAAUCUCUGGAAACCAGUUUCCGGUCCAGUGGUGCUGCAGAGACCCAGGAGGUCCCGGACCACCUGCCGCUCCGACUGGUUCCUCUGGAGGCUGGCCAUCUGGAUCACAUGAUCGUCCAGGAAGAGGAAGCUCGUACCAGCGGGUCUGAGGAAACUGUGGAUCAGAGCGGCAUCAGCAGUGAAGGAGGAGCUGCAGGAGAAUCGGACAUCCUUCAUCAGCCUGCAGUGAGGAGGAGACAGAAGCUGCAGGGAGUCUGCACACCAUCACAGGAGCUGCUGCUGCAGGAGCUGUCAUCAGCCUUCAUCAAGAAGGCUGAGGAGGAGGGGCAGGAGGAAGAGGAAGAGAGGCCAUAUGAUGUCUGAGAAACAGGAGUGAGGAGGAGGCUGAAGAGAUCUCAUCACAGCACAGCACAUAGUGUUGUGGAGUCAGAGGACAUCUUUCCCUCAGCGUCCAUCUAACAGCCGUCCUGGAGCUUCAGCCUCGUGCAGCAUUCCAGACAGCAUCUGUUUUGUUAUUGCUUCAGUCUGUACUACAGCUGUCCUCACGCUACCUACAGUUCCAUGCAGUAUGUCCACAGUGUGGACUUCAUCAUAAUAUUGCACACUAAGGUUUGACAGCUGCAGUCUGACUGAUGUUCACUCAGUGCCUCAGACUUGUUUCUAUACUGUGGUGUCGCUGCUGAGAAGACUGUGGAUCAGAACGAGCAGAAAGACAUGCUGGCUGCAAAGUCCAGCUGAAUACAGUUGAACUUCUGAAACAUGGUAUUGGGACAAACUAACUCUGUUCAGACAUAUUAUUUAGAGUGGUGAUGUGGAUCCUGGAAUGCAGCCUUUGGUCUUUGUCAGUUUGCUCAGCUGAUUUCUCUUCCAUGUUCAUGGAGACGAUUUCUCUGUUCAGCUCUGAUUCGCUUUUCUUUCUAAUUUAACCCUCUGAAUCCCUGGGCAGUUUCUCACAGUUUACUUUUCCUUUUUCCUCACUGUGUUUCUCUACAGUUUCUCUGCAGCUCUAUGGAAACAGAACCACUCAGAAAUGUGUUUUCCAGGUUUUAAACUCAGAAAUGACAGAAGAAAGAGAAACAAUUCUUCGAUGAUGUUCUUUAGAAAAAUGUAAUAAAUGUAUUUACAGAUGUCAGCAGCAUUGGAGGCUCCACCCACUAGAGAUAUUUAAGUAUUUACAUUUUACAGCCUCUACAAACUUUUUUUACUUCACAGUUAAACAAGCCUUUCUAACCCACUUGGUGGUGUUGAAGGCAUGCUUCCUUCUUUAAAAAAAUCUCCGGAAUGACACCAUUUAUCAGGCUGAAACACUCCUUUACAUGGUCAGUGAAGAUUGAUAACUUUAACAAAGCAGAGAAAGAGCUCUGUGGGCCCGAAGAAAUGUCGCGAAAAAUUUAAUUAAAAUUAUUUAUUCCACUGGAAUCAUUUAGAUACAACCUGCUACAGAUAUUUAACUAUUUAGAUUUAUUACAGCCUCUACAAACUUUCUUAUGACUUUUUAAUGACAUUUCACCAUGCUGAAUGUAUCUAAAAUGUAAAUGACACAUGUGAAAUAGAAAGAUUUUCAUGAAAUAUAGAUGUUUUUAUUUUUUCUGACUGAAUGGCACACCACAGAUGAUUAGUUCAGGGAAUCAUCUGUGGUUCCAGGAAGUUCAAAAAUCUGAUGAAUCUUUCUGUCACAGCUGGGUCAGACAAAGAGAACUAGUUGUGCUGAGGAGGGAUCUGAUUUGAUCAUUUUUAAAUGAAAUAUGUAGAAUAAAGUGGUUUUGAUGAAAUACCACAGUUUUAAGCUCAUAUUUGGUUUAUUUGCCUGAUGUACACAUUACAUUCAAGGACCAUAAGAAAGUACACAAUCUGAUGAUUCUGUCUCUUUUGCUGCAUGUUGUGAGGAUGAACAAACUAGUUUUCAGACUGAUGUGUGAAGUCGAAUGAAAAUUGUAGAGAUCGUCAUGAACAGGUUUGUGUGUUGAAAAAUAUUUUUUUUGUUGUGUCUGCCUCUGAGGAAUGUAUAACCGCCUCUUUAAACAGGCCUGAUGUUGAACCUGUCUGUGAUGCUGUGAGCCAGCAGCAGAUGGCAGCAAACAGUCAGUAAAACAACAAGGACACAACAUGAAGAUCAACAGUGCUGCAGAAAGACUUGAUGCGUGUGUCCACCAGUCCUCACCAGCGUGGCUCUGACAUCUCACUGCUCUGCUAGUGCUUCGUCUGUAUAUAUUCAGUAUGUUAUUCUAUAAAGCUGGUUGUUCUGAA
Acanthochromis polyacanthus (spiny chromis) is the source of this 7538-nucleotide messenger RNA. RefSeq names its product ArfGAP with RhoGAP domain, ankyrin repeat and PH domain 3 (gene arap3). The transcript is spliced from 36 exons. Gene Ontology annotation, biological process: positive regulation of GTPase activity; signal transduction. Gene Ontology annotation, molecular function: GTPase activator activity; protein binding; phosphatidylinositol-3,4,5-trisphosphate binding. The record is from RefSeq and is a predicted model, not a curated record. Bases 411 to 5654 code for a protein of 1747 amino acids. NCBI's taxonomy places the organism in Eukaryota, Metazoa, Chordata, Actinopteri, Pomacentridae.